This is a messenger RNA of Didymodactylos carnosus, 378 nucleotides long. Lineage: Eukaryota; Metazoa; Rotifera; Eurotatoria; Philodinida; Philodinidae. The record is from the annotation of a GenBank genome assembly.
AUGGGUUGGUGUAUACCAUUCAUUGGAUUUUCAGCGUCUGGAGCAAUCGUUGCUCAAGUGUAUGAUCACACUUUAUCCGUUGUUUUCGUAAAUGGUCCAGUGUUGGCUAUCAAUAUCUGGUCGCAUAUUGUUGAAACAUUUAGUCCGACAAAUGGUUUACAACUCUAUAUUAAUGGUUAUUUAUAUAUAUCAACAACAGUUUCCACCUAUUCUGCAAGUCUUGCACAAAAUUAUAUUACGACUGGAUUGAUUUCAGGAUCACUCACAUGUGCCUCAGGAAAUAUUGUACAAGGUCAAUAUUUAGGUGCUGUGGAUGAAUUCAGACUUUAUAGCAGGGAGUUAACAUCAACAGAUGUAUGCUCACUAGCAAACCCGUAA